UUCUCGCGUCAUCACGCCUGUCAUCGCGGUGUUUGUGCCGACAUUUCGUGCAGUCGUAGCAGCAGCUUGCAGAAGGGAGAAGAAAAGACCCGCGUUCAUGAGUUAAACCUCAGUGUGUUUGUUGACAAAUUUCUCGGUUUCAGUAUCCUGCAGAAAACCUCUGUCUGUUACAGUGAAACUAUACACACAGCUUAGUUGCAUUGGUUUUAGGGCUGUUGUUUAGCAGUCAGUAUGGCGGUAGUCAUCAGACUGCAGGGUCUGCCCAUAGUGGCUGGCACCAUGGACAUCAGGCACUUCUUCUCUGGCCUCACCAUUCCUGAUGGGGGAGUGCACAUCGUGGGGGGUGAACAUGGUGAGGCUUUCAUCGUCUUCGCCACAGAUGAGGAUGCACGGCUGGGCAUGAUGCGAACAGGUGGGUCCAUUAAGGGCUCCAAAGUGUCGCUGUUGCUUAGCAGCAAGACAGAAAUGCAGAAUAUGAUUGAACUCAGUCGCCGGAGAUUUGAGGCUGGGGCAGGGGCUGUGGAGAUUGCUGCACCUACAGCAGGAAAUGCCAGUCGUCAAGCAAGUGCUGCCCCUAUACCCACAGUACAGUCUGGGGCAGGGGGGAGAAGCGGUAGCCAUGGAAAUCAGGGUUUUGGUAACACCCCGACUGCAGUGACGGCAGCAAGCUCAUCUCAGGAGCCACCAAAUAACAAAGCUGCAACCAGCUUGGCCAGCGUGGUGCCCAGCUUCCCCAACAGUUACAGUUCUGCUCCCACAAUCACCACAGCACUGGCAUCUCUUAAUGCAGGACCCCCACCCAUCCCUCCACUUCCCAGCAUGCCUUCCAUGCCUCCUAUGCCCACACUCCCUACUAUACCAGUUCCUCCUCCAGUCUCCUCCCUUCCUCCUGUUCCUACUGUUUCGCCACUGUCCCAUGGACCUCCAGUGCCUCCUAUGUCACACCUUCCGCACAUGUCCUCUCUACCUCCCUUCAACCCUUCCCUACCUCCCCCAGCUGGACUAGGCUCGGGCCUUCCUCUUGGGACACCCAACCAUAUGUUGUUUAACCCUCUUUCUCCUCUGGCUUCACUUGGCCUUCAAGCCCACAUGAAGGCGGCUGCUGCCGUAGCCACUGGGGGAGGAGCUGGCAAUCCUGAUGAGUUGUUUGUUCUGCUGCAAAACCUCCCAUUUUCAUGCUCAGAGAUGGAAGUCAGGGAAUUUUUUCGGGGUCUGGGGGUUGAUGCUGUUCGCCUGAUGAGGGAUGGACAGGGGCGGCCAACUGGUAGAGCUAUGGUCAAGUUCUUCUCACCCCAGGAGAGCUUUGAAGCAGUGAAGCGUGGAGGUGGCAUGAUGGGCCAAAGAUUCAUUGAGAUCACCCCUGGCUCUGAGCGUCAGUGGGCCAGCCUCAAUGAUGGGUUGGCAGGCCAUGCUCCUCACAACAGCAGCAAAUCAAAUAGCAGUAAUGAGUCACAAGAUCUGCAGCACCGCCGUGGUAAUGUAGAGGCAGGAGGCAGAGAUCAACGAGCAAGGUCGCGAUCUCCCCACCGACAGGAGUUCUGUGUGUACCUAAAGGGCCUUCCUUAUGAGGCAGACAAAAAACAGAUUAAGGAGUUCUUUAAGAAUUUGGACAUUGUAGAAGACAGUAUCUACAUUGCCUAUGGCCCCAAUGGACGAGCCACAGGAGAGGGAUUUCUUGAAUUCAAAUCGGAACAGGACUACAAGGGAGCUCUAGGUGCUCACAUGCAGUAUAUGGGCAGCCGGUUUAUUCAGGUUCACCCAAUCAGCCGUAAGGGAAUGCUAGAAAAGAUUGAUGCCAUCCGCAAGCGUGAAGCAGCACAGGGUGAUGGCAAGAACCAGGAUGGCUUAAAAACGCCCAGAAAUUGCGCCCACAUUACCAACAUACCUUACAACAUCUCCAAGAAGGAUGUUCGAGCCUUUCUGGAGGGUGUGGGUAUCUAUGAGGACACCCUGAAGGUCCUGACAGAUAGCCAUGGCAACGGUUUAGGACAAGCCAUCUUCCAACUGCGAACUGAAGAAGAUGCUCGCAAAGCUGAAAGACUGCACCGUCAAAAGCUCAAUGGACGGGAUGCCUUUGUCCAUCUUGUGACCUUUGAUCAGAUGAAAGAAAUUGAAAGAAAUCCUCCACCCCAAAAUAAGAGGGGCCAACGCAACCAGAACCAGCAGAACCAAAACCACCACCAACAAGCCCAAACAAUUCCCCAGCAACCCCAAAUCAAUCCAUUUGCUGGGAUUAGUGGUGAGGAGUUUAACUUUCUCAGAAACACUAUGGGGAACCUCAACAGCCCCCCAUUUGUGACUCCAUUUUCAGCUCCAGGAAAUGGGCUAGCAGGCCCUCCUCCUCUCCCACCACUGGCUGCGGGAUUGGGAGAUGUUAAUUUGGGCGUGGCUCCCCCACUAGUUGCAGGCCUUCCUGGAGCGCCAAUCUUGGAGCCACCUGGCUUUCGUAGUGGAGCUGCAGGAGGGGGUCCAUUCAGCCAGGAUGGGCUGAGAGGCUUGGUACCCUUUGACAAUGCCAACAGAAAAGGAGGUGUGGGAGGACAGAACCGAGGGGGAGGGGCCAACAACAACCAGGGGCGUCCAGGUGGUGGAGCGGUGAGUGCACAGCCAGUGUUCACUCCAGGGGCAGAGGGUCUCCGCAACCAGCCAGCCCCCGCAGGAUCCAAUAAUCCUAGCAGUCAGCGUGGCGCUGCUGGCCCAACAAUUGUAAAGCUGCAGAACAUGCCAUUCACCGUGACAGUGGAUGAAAUCAUGGAUUUCUUUUACGGUUACCAGGUGCUGCCUGGCUCAGUCUGCUUACAGUUUAAUGAGAAAGGCCUGCCAACUGGAGAGGCCAUGGUGGCCUUUCAGAGCCACGAGGAGGCCACUGCUGCAGUUAUGGACCUCAAUGAUCGACCUAUUGGAGCACGCAAGGUCAAGAUAAGCCUUGGUUAAAGCCCCUACACUGACUGUAGUUAAAAUUACCUGGAUUAAGUCAAGUUGAAACAAAGCCAGCCUAAACCAUACCAGAUUUUGGACACAGUUCAGACCUUGCCCUGUGCUGUGACUGUCCCUUUGUGUAGAUAUUGGCAGGUAAGCCAGAUCCCCUGCAGUCUGUGCAGUAGAAAACUAUGACUUUGCUCUUUUCUGCAGCUCCUCCACUGACUUUGAUAGCACAGUAUCAUGAUUAAUAUUGCUGUGAUUGUAAUGAUGAUGAUGCUUAUGAUGAUGAUGGGAGGAUUUUGGUCCUUUUGUUUUCAAGCUGUUAAUGACAUCACAGCUUAUUUCCAAAUCAUGUCAACUCAUGAUGCAGCGAACACACUCAACUGUUUUAGGUUUUUCUGUGUGUCUUUUUUGUUGUUUUUUUGCUAUGCUAAUAUUGCUGUAUAUGCUUAAAUAUGCUGCGCUGCUGUGGUUCGAUAUUAACAUGCUCUGUUGCUGUAAUUCUCCACAUUCCUUGUUGCUGUGGUGAAAUCAUGAUUUUAAAAAAGCUAUGUUGCAAUGAUCAAAUGUUGCUUUGGUGAAAUGUUGACAUGCCCCUUUGCUGUGGAAAACGUAUUACUGACUUGAAGUUUUGUGGCCAUUGUAAAAGAAAGACACUUGCUAUAGUAAAUGUUGUCUCAAAUCUGUGUUGCAACAGUCCUCUGUUGAUACGUGGAGUGUGUGGGAUGGACAGAUUGCUGACUUCAGUUUUAUUUUGUAAAAAGGGGCUGCUGAACUUCUUUAAUUUUUCACAUUUUUUUAUCAUCUCGCUGUGUUUGAACAAUGCCACCCUUUUUCCACAGCACUUGCUCAGUAGAUGUUUGGAUUGUAGAGCGCUAAGAUGAAGUCUGUAGUGUUUUUAGUUUGGUAGCUUUUUGUUGUUUCAAAAUUGUUUUGGAUAUUUUCUUCUUUAAGCUUAUGUUUGUUUCUCUCUAUUGUCAGUGUGAAAAACUUGUAUGAACGUAUAACCCUAUAUGAUGUGGAGUCCUCUUUACUUUAGCUAAUAAAAGGAUGUUCCUCACCUGCGAUGAGCUCUUUCUGACUGCUCUUCACUGUCUGAUGAUGGAAAUUGACUGAAUAUGAGUUAUUUUUGUAGAAGCAGAAUGGAAGACUCGUUUGGACUUGUUUCCAAUACAGGUGACCUUUAAUAUCGACAUCUUCAACUCAAUAUGAAUAGGCGUUAUUAUGGGAAAGAACUUGAACCUAUAUAGUUAUCCGUUCUCUUUUACACAGUAGAGAGAUUUUGUGUUUGGGGGGAGGAGGCGUACAUGUAAUGGUUUUAUUUUCUCUGGAGUUGGAAGACAAUGUAAAAAAAAACAAAGGCACAAUUUAAAAAGGCUGACGUGAAAGUUUUGCUGUUUGAAACAGUCAGAAUAAGAUGACUGAAUCAAUUGAAAUGCUUUAGUUUAAACAUUUUUUUAACCAUCAGUUGCACACAGAGGUUUGACUAUACUGUCACAGUAAAUCUCUUUCUGUGGUUAACACUAGACUUUUAACAAAACAAGAUCAUAGCAACAAAAAAAGGACAUCAAGAAUUCCUGAAACAAAAUAAAACAAAGGUGCUCUUUUGUGCUUAUAACUAUAAAAGUUGUAAAAUAAAACAUUUGAUGACCUCAAAUUACAGAAACAAAAGUCUAGAUAGUGAGUAUAAAAACGACUGACCAAGAACAGUCGCAGGUCUCACAGUUACCUUUUACGGUAAUAGCUCUAUGGCAUGUUUUGCGAAUUACAGCAUUGUUUAGCUAGCGAGUCUCAUUCCCUCGCUUGUCUGAAACUCCCGCUGUCACCAUGUUUUUCCAUCCAUCCAUCCAUUCGCUUCCGCUUAUCCUUUUCAGGGUCGCGGGGGGCGCUGGAGCCUAUCCCAGCUGUCAUAGGGCGAGAGGCAGGGUACACCCUGGACAGGUCGCCAGUCUGUCGCAGGGCUCAUGUUUUUCCCAGUCUGGUAAUAUACUCCCUACCCCCCCGGCCAGGUGGGUUGGCUGCGGGGGGAAUUACAUGCAGAAUAUUGCCAUGGUAAUUUAUACUAGAUGAUUAUGUUAAGGCCAUUUUAACUAUUGUAUGUGGAAAAAGUCAUCAUACAUAGUAUAGUAUAUUUGAUAUAUCCCCCAACCCUACAUGAAACUACCACUACUAUGACAGCAAAGACCCAGUAACUGAGUUAAGUUAAGUAAACAAUGGGGUUUUUUUCCAGUCCCUAGAAUACUUGGUUGAAAACUAUUUUUAACCACUUCUGCUGUGAUGCUAAAAGGGAAGCUGACUCCCAAGAAAAUUUUCAUUGGCGUUUUUAAAAUAAUUGUUUAGCAACAAACCUCUGGAGAACUGUCUAGCAUGUUACAGGUGAAUUGCGCUACAGUUACUACUACUACACUUUCAGCUGUUUUUUUGUUGUUUGUUAGGAAUUUAGUUAAAUGCUUUCUUAGUGGAAUUGUUUAUGAAGAGCCUAUACAUUCUUGCACAGUUAUAGAACUAAAGCACAUUGUGUGUACAUUGUAGCUGCAGAAAAUAGCUGUAGCUUUUUGUGAAAAUUUAGGCUUCCCUUAGAAAUAUGAUGGGACAUGAAGGCAGAACUUCACUAACCCUUUGUGCCUCAGCAGUAUUCAUGUUGUCUAAUUCUCCACACAAAAUAGAGCUCAUAAUUAAAUUCAUCCUGAAACCAAGAGUUAAAUAAUAGCUGACAGAGUAAAACAAACACUAGUCAUAUAUGAACAAGAGGUUUAUGAUAUUCUAUGACAGCCUUUGCUGUUCACUGAACUCUUCUCUGAGCAAAUUCAAACCAAUUUGUGGAAGAUCAUUUAUCCCAAAUUACAGGACAGUUUUCAACCAAAUCGUCAAAGUUUUGAUUUGUCACCUCAGCUGCUCUCAUUUUUGUCGAUGUGCUUUAUUUAUUUUUUAUUUGCUGCAAACUUAAAAUAAAGCCUUUGGAUGUAUUAUCAACUCUGUUGUACUGAGUAGAGGUAGUGGAGAGCAUCAGUGGAGGUAGUUUUGUCUGAAGAGGAGUCGUCUGCUAUCUGGAUAUGGUUAACCUCCAAGCAGGUACAACAGCGUUCAACAAUAUGUGCAUGCAUUGCUGAACUUUGUGUGAAACUGUGGGAGAUAAGCAGGCUGUAAUAAAGAGAACUGAAGCACUGUCUUUAAAAAAUGGUUGCUGGGAAAGAUGACUGUGUCUUUGUUGUGAAGCUGGUGUGUGGAGUGAAGAGAAAAUGCAGUGCAAAUUAAAGAGAAAAAAAGAAUUUCUGACAAUUGGUCUGCAAAGGAUGCAUGUCUGUGCAGUACCUGUGUUUUGGUGGGUGAGUGUGAGGCAGGGGUAAAAAUUAUCCCAGCGUGACUGCUACUGAGCUGUCAAUCAUUCAGCUGCUUUCCACCCUCCUGAUAAAUAGACAUCCAGAAGGCAGAUCUUGCAGGUGAGUGAAAUUUAAAGCACAUGAGGAAUUUCACAUAGUUUAUCAACAAUACCCUGAAAAGUGCUGGUGCUGCCUGUAGAGCACCAAUAUCAUUAAUCCUAGAUUAGUUUUCAAGGCCAUAAUUGUUCAAUGAUUCAAAAAAAUGGAGCAGGUGGCAGGCCUACAGCCUUGAAUCACUAGAUUGUCUAAAUUGCCCAAUGUUUGGAAGGCAAUACAUACUUAUGAGUGAUGGUAGCUAUUAGAUGGCUCCUAGCCUGUAUAAACUCCUUGGAAGGUAGUAGAGGGGUUUUUUGUAGCCUGUAAAUGGUAGUCUGUAGGCGAGUUAAACCUAUGGAUGUCAAGCUGUAGAUAACUUGUGGUAGAUUGAGCUCUUUUAAGAUUUUAUAGGCACAGGCUCAGGGAGUGGCAGCCAUCUGCAAACCUGACCCUGGGUCUGCUGAAGGUUUCUUCCUGUUAAAAUAGUUUUUCUUCUCUCUCUUGGCAAGGGCUUGCUCAUAGCAGGAGUUUUCUUUGUAUUAUUGUUUUACAACAUAAAACUCCUUGAGGAAACAUCUGUUGUGAUAUCAAUAAAUUUACACUUGCAUAAAUAAAACACUAUAUGGCUAAAACUGAAUUGAUUCAAAGGUAAAGGCUGGCAGUUAAGUGGUGAAUAGUAGUUUGUGGAUGGUAGCCUAUGUAGCAUUUCAUUUGUAGAUGGCAACUAGUACAAGGUAGCAUGUGGAUAGGAAGUAAUUUUUGGUGGAUAGUAGCCUAUAUAUGGUAACCUUUUGAUCAUAAGAGCACUGGAAGGCAGCUGGUAGCAUUUAGACUUUAAGUUAUAGGAAGUGUAUGGUAUGUAAUAGCUUUCUAAAAGGGUACCUAUAGAAGGUAAAUCAUGCCUAGCAAUGCCCUGUGGAUAGAAGUCUAUAUAGUACUUACUAUGUAACGGAGGAAGAAUAGAACAUGAUUUCAGGUAAAUGGUAGUGUUUUGGCAAGCUUUUGGUAAGCUGUUGAUGAUUAUAUAGGGUUGAUGGUGCCCUCUAGAUUAUAUUGUUUUGGAUAGUAGUAGCCUGUGGAUGGAACAACGGCUUACAAAUGGUAGCCAAUAUAGUGACUUAUGGAUAGAAAGUGGUUGCUGUUAAAUGGCUGAAAAUGGUUAACUUUUGAUGGCUUUUUAAGGUGGAUGCCGUUCUAUAGAAUAUGCUAUGUCAAUGGUAGAUAGAGGAAUGUGUAUAAUAACAUAGUGUUUGAUUUUUGGUACAGUACAAAUGUAGAUGGUUGCCUGUGGACAGAAAGUAAGUGCUGGUUGACAAUAUUCUGUCAAAGGUAGAUAGUAUACUGUCAAAGGUAGUCUGUGGUUAGUAAGUGAUUGUUGGUAGCCAAUAGAUUACAGGUGUCCAACUCCAGGGUCGGUGCAGGUUUUAAAUGUGUCCUUGAUCCAUCACAGCUGAUUUUAAUGGCUAAAUUACCUCCCUAACAUGUCUCGAAGUGCUCCAGAAGCCUGGUAAUGAACUUAUCAUUUGAAUCAGGUGUGUUGAAACAGGGUGACAUCGAAAACCUGCAGGACACUGGCACUCGAGGCCUGGAGUUCAACACCCUUGCAAUAGAUGGUGCAGAAGGUGGGCUAUGUAAACUGUGGUUGGUUGUAAAAGGUAAAGGGUAUUGCUGAUGCCAGAGGCUUCUGGCCAGUAACCAACACAUGAUAGAUGUGGAUUGAAUGUGAUUGUUAGAUGAUGGUGCUCUGCAGAUAGCAUUGUCUAGAUGGCAAAUAGUGCUCUGUGAAUGGUAUUCUAUUAGUAACAGUUUCCUGUUGGAGGCCUAUAUAUGGUGUAGAAGGUAGAUGUAUGCGUUGGAAUACAAAUUGAGCCACGGCAAUAUAUAGAUGGUCAUGUAUAGACAUUACAGAAUAUUUUACCUGUUGUUCAUAGUUAGCAACUGGUAGAUGGGUUUUUAUAUGCAAUUUAUAUAAUAUAUAGCGGUAUUAGAUGGCAGAGAUUGGAAGACUGGCAUUUUCUGAUAAAGUUGCCGCCUAUUUAGCAUUAUUUUGGUAAUGAUUUGAAAAUCAGUUGAAAAUAAAUGACUAGUAACAUUAACCCAAAUAUACAAUAGUUUUACAACAUAAAAUAAUUUAAAAAAAAUGUAAACACAUGCAGCUAAAUAAAUGCAAAAUUCACAAAAUAAUUGUAGGUAGGCAACCUGACCUAGUGAUGUUGGAUGAACAAAUAAGUAAUU
Molecule: messenger RNA, 8573 nt
Organism: Haplochromis burtoni (Burton's mouthbrooder)
Lineage: Eukaryota; Metazoa; Chordata; Actinopteri; Cichliformes; Cichlidae
Gene: cpne1
Product: copine I
Exons: 3
Coding region: 232-2934 (900 amino acids)
Biological process (GO): cellular response to calcium ion; positive regulation of tumor necrosis factor-mediated signaling pathway; regulation of RNA splicing
Cellular component (GO): plasma membrane; nucleoplasm; ribonucleoprotein complex
Molecular function (GO): calcium-dependent phospholipid binding; RNA binding
Source: RefSeq, a predicted model, not a curated record